Paralichthys olivaceus (Japanese flounder) is the source of this 1904-nucleotide messenger RNA. Its product is annotated as ran GTPase-activating protein 1-like. The record is from RefSeq and is a predicted model, not a curated record. Lineage: Eukaryota; Metazoa; Chordata; Actinopteri; Pleuronectiformes; Paralichthyidae. Gene Ontology annotation, molecular function: small GTPase binding; GTPase activator activity. Gene Ontology annotation, biological process: nucleocytoplasmic transport; signal transduction; activation of GTPase activity. Gene Ontology annotation, cellular component: nucleus; cytosol; perinuclear region of cytoplasm.
UCCCUUGUCCCCCCGCUGUGUGCUCGUCAGGCCGGGCAGUGAGCCGCUGGUUUCGCGUUUGAACGUCGGGGACGAGCGGGAGCGGGAGACCGGAGAGAAGCUCAGGUGUCCAGAUGGCGUCAGACAUUGUUGCACAGUUGGCCGACUCCCUGGCCAAGGCUGGAGUCGAGGAUGGAGAGCUGAGCUACAAAGGCCAGGGAAGAAAGCUGGAUGAUGCCCAGUCAGUGGAGGAGAUUGUGAAGCAGAUCCAGGACUUUGAGGGUUUACAGGCCCUGAGGUUGGAGGGAAACACUUUCGGGGUGGAGGCUGCACAGGCCAUCGCCAAGGCCCUCGAGACAAAGAGCGAGUUCCAGCGCUGUUAUUGGAGUGACAUGUUCACAGGUCGUCUGCGCUCUGAGAUCCCACCUGCCCUGAAUUCACUUGGUGACGCUCUGAUGCUGGCAGGAGCCAGACUGACUGUUUUAGACCUCAGUGACAAUGCCUUUGGGCCGGAUGGGGUGAAGGGCAUCGAGAGGUUGCUCAAAAGCACCGCCUGCUACACACUGCAGGAGCUACGGCUCAAUAACUGUGGCAUGGGAAUCGGAGGGGGGAAGAUCUUGGCUGCCUCAUUGAUCCAGUGUCAUAAAAAAUCCAGUGCCGAUGGCUCGCCCCUCAGCCUGAAGGUGUUUGUUGCAGGAAGGAACCGGCUGGAGAACGAUGGAGCCACCGCCCUCGCUCAAGCUUUCCAGUUGAUGGGCAGCAUGGAGGAGGUUCACAUGCCCCAGAAUGGCAUCAAUCACCCAGGUGUGACGGCCCUGGCCACAGCCAUGCAACACAACACAGGACUCCGCAUCCUCAACCUCAACGACAACACCUUCACUGAGAAGGGGGCUAUCGCCAUGGCUCAGGCCCUGAAACAUCUCCGCAGUAUCCAGGUGAUAAACUUUGGAGACUGCCUCGUGCGGCCGGCAGGGGCCACAGCGAUCGCAGAAACUGUAUCAGAGGGACUUCCAAUCCUCAAGGAACUCAAUCUGUCUUUUUGCGAGAUCACAGAAGAAGCUGCCCUGGCUGUGGCACAAGCAGUGAAGAACAAGGAUCAGUUGACGAAACUGGACUUAAAUGGUAACUGUCUUGGAGAUGAUGGCUGCAAAGCUUUGAAAGACGCCAUGGAAGAUAUGAACAUGGGUGAGCUCUUAGGAUCCCUCAGUGACGACGAGGGUGAGCUAGAGGAUGAUGAUGAGGACGAAGAUGAAGACGAGGAGAAGGAUGACGAUGAUGAGGAAGUGGAUGAGGAGGAAUUAGAGGAAGAGGAGGAGGAAGAGGAAAUCCUUGACAACAAGCCUUCUACUCCUGUGUCGGCGCCCCGGCCACCAGAUGUAUCGUCCUUCCUCAGCUUUCCAUCACCAGACAAAUUGCUCAAACUGGGGGCCAAGAGAGCGUUGCUGAUCGAGCAGCAGGUGGAUGUUAGCGAUGCUGCAAAAACAGCUGAAGCUUUCCUCAAGAUAGCGUCAGUGUACAAGGAGGAGAAUAAUGACGUGAAGAACGCAGUGCUGGACAGUAUCGAUGCUCUCCUGAAGAAAGCUUUCUCCACUCCUUCCUUCCAAGGCUACAGCUUUGUGUCAUCUUUGUUAGUGCUGCUUGGACUUAUUAAGAGCGAGGACAAAGUGAAGCCUGUGCUUGUGGUUCCCGGCCACCUCCACACCUUGGAGCACGUCGUCAGACAGGAUUACUUCCCCAAAGAGAACGUGGCCGUCCUCGAGGCCUUCAUGUCCCGGUAAGGACGUGAACGAAUGAGCCAAUCAAGAGGCAGCUUGCAGAAACGACAAGGUCCUGGACUCAUGUGGCAAUGCAAGAAACGGCCUCCAAUCAACACUGCAUAGAGUCGGGGCUGACAGCUAAAGAUUGUGGAUACACACACACACACA